Molecule: messenger RNA, 1317 nt
Organism: Arabidopsis thaliana (thale cress)
Lineage: Eukaryota; Viridiplantae; Streptophyta; Magnoliopsida; Brassicales; Brassicaceae
Gene: MYB74
Product: myb domain protein 74
Exons: 3
Coding region: 186-1160 (324 amino acids)
Biological process (GO): regulation of DNA-templated transcription
Cellular component (GO): nucleus
Source: RefSeq, marked reviewed
AUUUGACUUCACCUUUUUUCCCCAUAUGAUAAGAGUCUCAUCUCUUUCCUAUAUAUAUUUCGUACCUCUCUUUAAGGACCCUACGUCUCUCUCUUUCUCUCUACUCUCUGUUUCCUCAUAAUUCAAUCACUAUAUUUUUUUAAAAACAUUUGACUUCAUCGAUCGGUUAACAAUUAAUCAAAAAGAUGGGACGAUCACCAUGUUGUGAGAAGAAGAAUGGUCUCAAGAAAGGACCAUGGACUCCUGAGGAGGAUCAAAAGCUCAUUGAUUAUAUCAAUAUACAUGGUUAUGGAAAUUGGAGAACUCUUCCCAAGAAUGCUGGGUUACAAAGAUGUGGUAAGAGUUGUCGUCUCCGGUGGACCAACUAUCUCCGACCAGAUAUUAAGCGUGGAAGAUUCUCUUUUGAAGAAGAAGAAACCAUUAUUCAACUUCACAGCAUCAUGGGAAACAAGUGGUCUGCGAUUGCGGCUCGUUUGCCUGGAAGAACAGACAACGAGAUCAAAAACUAUUGGAACACUCACAUCAGAAAAAGACUUCUAAAGAUGGGAAUCGACCCGGUUACACACACUCCACGUCUUGAUCUUCUCGAUAUCUCCUCCAUUCUCAGCUCAUCUAUCUACAACUCUUCGCAUCAUCAUCAUCAUCAUCAUCAACAACAUAUGAACAUGUCGAGGCUCAUGAUGAGUGAUGGUAAUCAUCAACCAUUGGUUAACCCCGAGAUACUCAAACUCGCAACCUCUCUCUUUUCAAACCAAAACCACCCCAACAACACACACGAGAACAACACGGUUAACCAAACCGAAGUAAACCAAUACCAAACCGGUUACAACAUGCCUGGUAAUGAAGAAUUACAAUCUUGGUUCCCUAUCAUGGAUCAAUUCACGAAUUUCCAAGACCUCAUGCCAAUGAAGACGACGGUCCAAAAUUCAUUGUCAUACGAUGAUGAUUGUUCGAAGUCCAAUUUUGUAUUAGAACCUUAUUACUCCGACUUUGCUUCAGUCUUGACCACACCUUCUUCAAGCCCGACUCCGUUAAACUCAAGUUCCUCAACUUACAUCAAUAGUAGCACUUGCAGCACCGAGGAUGAAAAAGAGAGUUAUUACAGUGAUAAUAUCACUAAUUAUUCGUUUGAUGUUAAUGGUUUUCUCCAAUUCCAAUAAACAAAACGCCAUUGGAAUAGAGUUAUGUAAACAUGCAAUCAUUGUAUUUGUUAUAUAGAUUUUGUUACAUAUCCAAAAUCCAAAAUACUAUAGUUUUAAAAUAUUUAUUACUAAAGUAUAUUCGUCAAGGGGAAAGCAACAUCCCACCAGUAAACAA